AUGUUGAUUACAUCUCACCUUGAGGACCCUACAUGGAAAGCGCCCAUCUCUCUUCCGGCACUAGCGGGGACCGACACUGGGGAUGAAUGCACGCACGAGAUAUUGGCACCGUGGGAAUUCUUGUAUUCAGUUCCGCAACAUUUCAUGACCUCCUGGUCGGCCGAAGCAACCUUAAGAUGGAAUGUCUUUCAUGCCCUACUUCAAUAUGCAGAAGAAGAACGAAGACCAGGGCCUCAGAAGGGGAAAGUACGAAUACGAGAACCGGACCUAGACAAUCGAUUCGACAUCCUAUUCGAUAGCGUGGACGUGGACAUGGGCUUUGAACAAAAUAGUGCUACAGAAUUCAGAGAAGAUACGCUUGGUUGCGGCAAAUUCCUCGAUGCCGCCGAUGAAGCUUGCGUGUGCGUUGAUAAGUUUCCUAUGAAUGUUAAUAUGAUUGGAUGGAGCGAUGGUCUUCCCUUAGAAAGAACCACCGGAUGUCGCAAAUUAUCCCUUCAUUUCUCUGGGCUGACGACAACUGUGUGGCCGGAUUGCAUCGCCUGCAUCGAGGCCGUUUCAAGCCUCAAGUUUGAGAAACGCAUGAAGGCUCAACGGGCGAUCGAUACCGGUGAACCUAUUAGCCGGUCUAUCAACUGGGCCCUAGAAUAUUCAAACGCCACAUACAUACUUGAAUCACGCCAUGAUAUUGGCAGAGCGGCACAGCGUGUCGAGACCUUCUUAGCAAUGUUCUCUCUCAGGUUCGCCUUCACAGUCACUCUUUUGGCUCUGCCAUCAGUGGAAUGUCUUUCAAACGCCAAUCUCUUGGUCUCAAACUGGCAAAACUCUACUGUAACUCAUUCGCAAGGUGGGAAUGCAUUGUGUUUCUCUGGAAAGGUUCCUGUCCCCGUCAUAGCUACAACGACAAAGCUUUUACUACCUAAGCUUGCUAGUCAAACGGAAGUAACCCAAAUUUUUCAGGAGCUGCUCCAAAGUAAUUCAAACAUCGUUACUACGGCCUACGGAGGAACCUCCGCCAUCAAUCAGACAUUUCAGAUUGACGCCACAUAUUGUGUACCGACAAGUAAUUCUUCCGCGAAGACCAUACAGAUUUUGACUCACGGCAUUGGCUUGGACAAGAGCUAUUGGGAUAUAUCACCGGGUUACAGCUAUGUCGAUGCUGCCGCCGUCGCUGGAUAUGCCACUCUCGCUUAUAAUCGUUUGGGCGUUGGAGGCUCCGAUCAUCCUGAUCCACUCCAGAUCGUCCAGGCUUCAAUAGAUGUCGAGAUACAACAUGGUCUCACAUCAUUGAUUUGGCAAGGCUGGCUCAACAAGAAUUUCAAGAGUGUCAUUGGGGUUGGACAUUCAUACGGUUCAAUUAUUCAGCUAGCGCAGAAUGCAAAAUACCCCAAUGAUGUCAAUGGUACAGUGUUGACGGGGUUUGUCAAUGAUGUGGCAUCUUUGAGCUAUACCAUCGCUGCCAACAAUCCUGCAGUCGCAGCUAUCAACAAUCCAAAAUUAUGGGGCAAUCUAUCAUACGGUUAUGUAGUCCACGAUACCGCCAUAUCAAUCCAACUUCCAUUCUUUAGGGCGCCAUACUUUCCCGAGAGCACAUUCAAUCAUCAAGUUGCUCAGAAGCAGACGUAUACUAUCGGUCAGCAAUUCACGUUGCCCACUAUCUAUUCAACUGCCCCAAAGUUCACAGGCCCAGUUGACAUAGUCAUCGGAAGGUACGAUUUUCCAUUCUGUAAAGGAAUGUGCAAUCAUCCCAUCGAUUUAGCCGCGGCUACGAUACCAGUACUGUACCCAGCUGCAAAUGCCAAGUCAGAAAGUUUUGUUGUGCCCGACUCUGGCCAUCUUAUCAACGCACAUUACAGGGCUGGUGCUCAAUUUGAUCACAUCAAUGGUUUCCUUGUGGUGGCUCUUUCAGCAACCCUAGCUGUGACGCUCAGAUUUGUGUCACGAACGUUUAUCAAAUCGUUUGGCGCAGAUGACUGGCUCAUUCUUGCGGCUUUGCCUUUGGGAUGGGGAAUGGCAAUCUGCACGAUCAUUGCUGUCCACUAUGGACUUGGGCAACAUGCUCUAUCAGUCCCCCCGGAAAAUCUUGUCCCAUUUAUCAAGGUCUACUUUGCUUCAGAAGUCAUUUGGGCAUGCUCAAUGGGACUGAUCAAAAUAUCCAUUCUCCUUCUUUAUGUCCGCAUCUUUGGAUCCCUGAGGUAUUUUCGAAUUCUUGCCUACGGCUUUGGCGGCUUUACUUUUGCUUGGGCAGUGAUGGUUGUUAUUGUUUGUACCUUUCAAUGUUUACCAGUCGCGUACCAAUGGGACAAAACAAUCGAAGGAGGAAAGUGCAUCGACUCCUGGCUUUUUUUCACGAUCGGGUCGUCUUUCGAUGUGCUAGUUGAUUUGGCUUUGUUAAUUCUCCCUAUUCCGGCGGUCUGGAACUUGCAGUUAUCAGUACUCCAGAAAUUGUCGGUGAUUGCUAUCUUCUGCCUUGGGUCGCUUACUUGCGUCUUCAGUUUGAUACGACUGGUUGCUGUUGCUCAAGAUAAAAACGAUCCGGAUCCGACUUUCUCUCUUGGAAUCGUGGCAAUCUGGUCAACUGCAGAACCAUGCCUCGGAAUAGUUUCCACCUGUCUUCCCACCUACAAACCUAUCAUUAUAAAGUUGUUCGGCCAGAAAAAGGAAGUGGGUGGCUCUGGCGCCAGCAAGUCAAUUGGUGGUAAUAGCACAUUUGGAAGCAAGUUCAAGAAAAAUGGCGGUCGAGUUACCCUCACGUCUGGUUCCGAGAACGAAGAUGAUCUCCAGUUAGUCUGCAGUCAGAAGGAGUUAUUGUCUCUUCAGACCUAUGCUACCACAGGCGGCGAUAGCACACCGAAUGGACAGGAUAUUCCGAUGGACAACAUCCAUGUGCGAACAAAGAUCAAUAGUACUUGGUCUCAUAAUGUCUAG
Molecule: messenger RNA, 2925 nt
Organism: Sclerotinia borealis F-4128
Lineage: Eukaryota; Fungi; Ascomycota; Leotiomycetes; Helotiales; Sclerotiniaceae
Source: the annotation of a GenBank genome assembly